Sorex fumeus (smoky shrew) is the source of this 1305-nucleotide messenger RNA. RefSeq names its product sprouty RTK signaling antagonist 4 (gene SPRY4). The transcript is spliced from 2 exons. Lineage: Eukaryota; Metazoa; Chordata; Mammalia; Eulipotyphla; Soricidae. Gene Ontology annotation, cellular component: cytosol; membrane. The record is from RefSeq and is a predicted model, not a curated record. Bases 289 to 1191 code for a protein of 300 amino acids. Gene Ontology annotation, biological process: animal organ development; negative regulation of MAP kinase activity; negative regulation of fibroblast growth factor receptor signaling pathway.
CGCGUGCGCACUGGCGCUCCAUUCCCUCCCAUUCAUAAAAAAGCCAUUUUCCCAGGCAGUGGGUUGCAACAUCGCCGCGGAGGCUGCGAGACGCUGACAGCGCGGAGCUGGCGCUGCGGAGCGCAGGGAGCCGUGCCGGUUUCUCCGGCCGGCGGCGGCCGGGACAGCUGCGGCUGCCCUGCUCGGGGUCGGAGAUUUACCGAGACGGGGAGCAAUGCUUCUGACUCUGCGGCUCGUCCGAGGCCCCUAGAAGCGUGUCUCUUGGUGCCAUCCCGGACCUCCAGCCCCAUGGAGCCCCCGAUCCCACAGAACGCGCCACUGGCGCCCGCGUCUGUCCUGGUGCAGCCCCUCCUCGACAGCCGGAUGCCCCACAGCCGGCUCCAGCACCCGCUCACCAUCCUGCCCAUCGACCAGAUGAAGACCAGCCACGUGGAGAAUGACUACAUCGACAACCCUGGCCUGGCGCCCCCCGCAGGCCCCAAGCGGACCCGGGGCGGGGCCCCCGAGCUGGCGCCGACGCCUGCCCGCUGCGACCAGGACGUGACGCACCAUUGGAUCUCUUUCAGCGGCCGCCCCAGCUCCGUGAGCAGCAGCAGCAGCACCUCCUCGGACCAGCGGCUCCUGGACCACAUGGCGCCGCCCCCCGUGGCCGACCCGGCGUCCCCCAGGGCCGUGCGCCUCCAGCCCAAGGCCGCGCAUUGCAAGCCGCUGGACCUCAAGGGGCCCCCCGCCCUGCCCCCGGAGCUGGACAAGCACUUCUUGCUGUGCGAGGCCUGCGGGAAGUGUAAGUGCAAGGAGUGCGCGUCUCCGCGGACGUUGCCCUCCUGCUGGGUCUGCAACCAGGAGUGCCUGUGCUCGGCGCAGACCCUGGUCAACUACGGCACGUGCAUGUGCCUGGUGCAGGGCGUCUUCUACCACUGCACCAACGAGGACGAUGAGGGCUCCUGCGCCGACCACCCCUGCUCCUGCUCCCACUCAAACUGCUGCGCCCGCUGGUCCUUCAUGGGCGCCCUGUCCCUCGUCCUGCCCUGUCUGCUCUGCUACCUGCCCGCCACGGGCUGCGUGAAGCUGGCCCAGCGCAGCUACGACCGCCUGCGCCGCCCGGGCUGCCGCUGCAAACACACGAACAGCGUCAUCUGCAAGGCGGCCGGCGCCGACCCCAAGGCCGCCAGACCCGACAAGCCUUUCUGACACUUGGGGUGAGCCGAGCCCCCUCGCGCUCCCCCAGGGCGCGCGCUUCCCUUCUGACGCCCGGAGAAGACCCACUGCCAGGACAGAGCGAUGAAACGGACCCCGUGGCCCCUC